Thalassophryne amazonica is the source of this 5162-nucleotide messenger RNA. RefSeq names its product paired amphipathic helix protein Sin3a-like. Gene Ontology annotation, molecular function: transcription corepressor activity. Gene Ontology annotation, cellular component: chromatin. Lineage: Eukaryota; Metazoa; Chordata; Actinopteri; Batrachoidiformes; Batrachoididae. Gene Ontology annotation, biological process: negative regulation of transcription by RNA polymerase II. The record is from RefSeq and is a predicted model, not a curated record.
CUCAAAACCACGCCCCCCGCAUUCGAGGUCCACCGCUUCAUACAUUGUUGAUAGCCACGUAGCCUUUACGGGCAAUUUUAAUGUUGACGUUUCUAUUAGAGUUUCCUUUACGUCUUUUUACUGACGGGUAAAUGUAAGAAUCGCGGUUUAUUGGUCGGGUGUGUGCAGCUGCUGCUGGUCGCAGCCCUGCGAGUCCCCAUCGUCAAAACAUGUGUUUACAAUGAAGAGGUGCGUGGAUGACCAGGAACCAGUGUUUGCAUCACAGCCGCAGCCAUCACGCCGUCUCCCAGUUCCAAGUGUUGCAGAGAGCUUCCAGCAUCGGGUUUUCUCCCCGACACCUCCUGUCAUCGAAGCAGUACCAGACAACAUGCAACCAUCUGCAGGCAUCCAGUAUUCCAUCUCCCAGGGCUACCAGGUAUCUACGGUGCCUCAAAGCACAAGUGGACUUGGACAUGGAAAUAGUGUUACACCUCAUGUUGGUCCCCCCACACAUGGCCCUGCUAUUCAGUCACAGGGGCCUUCUGUGGUACAUAGCCAUGCUCAUCCACCUGCACCUUUGUCUUCAAGCCAGGGACAGCAGCAGUUUCAGCGAUUGAAGGUAGAAGAUGCCUUGUCAUACUUGGAUCAGGUGAAGCUACAGUUUGGGAAUCAGCCACAAGUUUAUAAUGAUUUCCUUGAUAUUAUGAAAGAGUUCAAGUCACAAAGCAUAGACACUCCUGGAGUUAUCAGCCGUGUCUCCCAGCUGUUUAAGGGCCAUCCAGACCUCAUCAUGGGUUUCAACACUUUCUUGCCUCCGGGUUAUAAGAUUGAGGUGCAAACAAAUGACCUUGUCAACGUGACCACACCAGGUCACAUUCACUACAUCACACCACAAGGUAUUUCUGUUCAGAGCAUCUCUGUGAGUGGAGCGUCCCAACAGCCUGCAAAUCAUCACCAACACCAGAAUGUGGCACCAACCAGCCCUCUAAUCACUAACAUGCCGCCUAUCUCCACCCAACCUGCACCAAAUAAAACCAGCAAGCUAAUGCAGUCUCCAGUCCAUACUCCCACCAGCCAGCCCAACCCAUCAAUACCAUCAUAUGCCUCACCUCGCUCACCUUUGGUUCAGUGUUACACUCCUGUGAGCAGUACACCGACCACUGGACCACCACUCCAAAACAACCAGCCUGUAGAGUUCAACCAUGCAAUAAAUUAUGUCAACAAAAUAAAGAACCGCUUCCAGGGUCAGCCAGACAUCUACAAAGCCUUCUUAGAAAUCCUGCAUACAUACCAGAAGGAACAACGAAAUGCGAAGGAGGCAGGGGUAAACUACACCCCGACACUGACUGAGCAGGAGGUCUACACUCAGGUAGCAAGGCUCUUCAAGAAUCAGGAGGACCUGCUUUCUGAGUUCGGACAGUUCCUACCUGAUGCAAACAGUUCAGUGCUGCUGCCAAAGACUCCACCAGACAAGGCAGAGUCGGUGCGGAAUGAUCAUGGGGCCACUGCGAAGAGAGCUUUGCUUAACAAACAGAGGGUGAGCCAGAAUGGAUUGCCGAUCAGGAGACCCUCUGUUGUGGGAAACACAGCGUCUGUCAAGAAGAAACCGAAAAUAAUGGGGAAGGAUCAUGGCAUAACCGAAGUGAGCAAACACAGUACCAGCACUGAAUCAAUGUUCUUUGAGAAGGUGAAGAAGGCUCUACAUAGCUCUGAAGCAUAUGACACCUUCUUACGAUGUCUGCACAUAUUUAACCAGGAUAUAAUAUCACGUACUGAGCUGGUGCAGUUAGUCAUCCCAUUCCUUGGAAAAUUCCCGGAGCUUUUUACAUGGUUUAAAAAUUUCCUGGGCUACCAAGAAUUUAGCCAGGGGGAGUCGAACCAUGCAGAAAAUGUUUUCAAGGAACGUGCAACAGAAGGCAUCGCCAUGGAGAUUGACUACACAUCCUGUAAGAGGCUGGGGUCCAGUUACAGAGCACUGCCAAAGAGCUACCAGCAACCCAAGUGCACAGGAAGGACACCGCUUUGUAGAGAGUUUUGAAUGACACUUGUGGUGUCGUUUCCAUCGUGGUCUGAGGAUUCUACAGUUGUCAGCUCCAAGAAGACUCAGUAUGAAGAGCACAUUUAUAGAUGUGAGGAUGAGCGUUUUGAGCUGGAUAUUGUUCUGGAAGCCAACCUCAGCACAAUAAGAGCCCUGGAGUCUGUACAGAGGAAGCUUUCUCGCAUGUCUGCAGAGGAACAGCUGCGCUUCAAGCUGGACAACACAGUCGGUGGCUCCUCUGAGGUCAUUCACCGUAAGGCCAUCCAGAGGAUAUAUGGAGACAAAGCCCAGGACAUCAUCGAGGGGCUCAAGAGAAAUCCAGCUGUGUCUGUCCCCAUUGUCCUCAAAAGGCUAAAAAUGAAGGAUGAGGAGUGGAGAGAAGCCCAGAGAGCCUUCAACAAAAUCUGGCGAGAACAGAAUGAAAAAUAUUACCUGAAAUCUCUGGAUCAUCAAGGCAUUAACUUCAAGCAGAAUGAUAACAAAGUGUUUCGGUCAAAGACCUUACUCAGCGAAAUUGAAACACUAUAUGAUGAGCGCCAAGGAGCGAGCAUCAGAGGAACCGCCACACUUCCACUGAGCGGUCCACACAUGACUCUGACCUACAGUGACAGCCAGAUUCUGGAGGAUGCUGCUGUCCUCAUCAUCCACCAUGUCAAAAGACAGGUGGGCAUCCAUAAAGAAGAGAAGUACAAGAUCAAACAGAUCAUCCACCACUUCAUCCCUGACAUGCUGUUUGCACGGAGACGUGAACUUUCAGAUGUGGAAGAAGAGGAGGAGGAGGCGGACCAAGACAUGGACACAGAUCAGGAUGGCCACAAGAGGCACAACGGCCUGCCAGGCAGCAACGUGUCAAAGUCCAAACUGCUCUUCAGCAACACAGCAGCUCAGCAGCUGCGCAACUCAGACGAUGUCUAUAACCUGUUCUUCGUUAACAACUAUUGGUAUAUCUUCCUUCGUCUGCACCACAUCCUCUGCUCCCGUUUACUGUACAUCUAUACCCAAACUGAGAAGCAGAUUGAGGAGGACGCACAUGAGCAAGAGUGGGAAAGGGAGGUUUUGGGGCUCAAGAGGGAGAAGAAUGAAAAUCCAGCAAUACAACUGAAGAUGAAGGAGCCUACGGAAGUUGAACUAGAGGACUAUUACUCUGUCUUUUUGGAAAUGGUGCGUAAUCUUUUGGAUGGAAAUAUGGAACCAGCUCAGUACGAGGACUCCAUGAGGGAAAUGUUCACUAUUCAUGCUUACAUUGGCUUCACCAUGGACAAACUCAUCCAGAGCAUUGUCAGACAGCUCCAUCACCUUGUCAGUGACGAUGUCAGUGUUUGUGUGAUGGAUAUGUACCUGAGUGAAAGCGCCAACAAAGCCACCGGGGGCACACUGACCUCACAGUCGUCCAGGGCCACAGCAGAAGCGGCCUACCAGCGCAAAGCCGAGCAGCUUAUGUCAGAAGAGAACUGCUUUAAGGUAAUGUUUGUUAAGAACUGGGGUCCUGUUAGUCUGACUGUAGAGCUACUGGACACAGAAGAGGAAAACUCUGAUGAGCCAGUGGAGGCAGAGAGGUGGUCAGACUACGUGGGUAGAUACCUGAACUCGGACUCUGCUUCUCCAGAGCUGCGUGACCAUCUGGCCCAGAAGCCAGUGUUCCUCCCCAGGAAUUUGAGAAGGAUCAGACAGUGGCAGAGGGGAUGGGAGCAGCUGCAGCAGGACAGACUCACAAAGGGCCCUUCAGACAAGAUGCAGGACGAAGACGGCAAACUAAAAAUGGAGUGCAUGUUCAAGAUCAACUCCUACAAGAUGGUGUAUGUUUGCAAAUCGGAAGAUUACAUGUAUAGACACACAGCGCUCACACGAGCUCAUCAGUCCCAUCAGUGGGUCAACACCCGCCUGCACAGACGCUUUCAGGCCUGGCUGGACGCUUGGGCCAAAAACCACGUCACAAGCAACAUGGCUGCCGACUGCCACAGGUGGCUGAUGGGAGAUGGUCAAGAAAACCUGAAGUCUUGUACAACCACGUGCAGCCCUGAGGUGCUUCAUUAUCUCAGUAUUAACAAGUACCAGGUGAAGUACUUGGCACUGUAGUCCACAUCUGAUUUUAAACAAAGUAUGACACAGACUGUCGGGUGGUGAUGAAAAAAAUUUUUUAACCUGGAUUCUAUUGUCACGCUGUCAUUGGAGACAGCUGGUGGGUGUUUUCUUCUUCUACUUUUCCCAAAUGUGUCAAAAGUGCUCCAGAAUAAAUGGCUAACUCGAGUCCAGGCUGCAGACAGUCGUGUUGCCGCGGAUGUUAUGUUGGAACGGGCAGGGCAGUUUUGUUCAUACCAAAACGCUACUGAACGCAGGCUGUUCCACGUGAUGAAUAUUCAGAAGAAAAGUUCCAUUUGAGACACAUAUUGUGCUUCCUGUUGCCAAGAUAAGCAGACAUUUAGGAGUAAAGCCUUUUUGGUAGCACGAACACUUUGCAACCUGUGAAAACGUGUGCGACCACGUGGAGCAUGAGCUGACCUCCAGCGGUGAAGUCGUACAGCUUGUGAAUGUUUUGUGCUUUUGAUUGGGACGGUACAACGAGGCACUUAUGGUCAACAUCGCUGGUGCGUGCUGGGUGGAUGUUGGGCACCAGCACGAUGUCAGCAGAAUGUGUGCAGAACUCAAGAGUACGACUGCCCAAGUACACCUUCAGUUUGAGGCCACUGGAAGUAUUACAAUAGAGAAAUUUUUAUCGUUUUUGUUUUAACCAAAGGAUGUUAUGUCGAGUUCUUUUGUCAUUUAUGUUGGAUGUGUUGUUCCUGGAGUUUUUAUUUUACAAGACAAAUGUAUUUUUAUACAUUUCUGGAUUGUGAUGUCUUCCUCUUGUUGUAUUUUUAUGUUCAGUCUUUGGCUUUUAAGGUAACUGAAUGUAGCCGAGCAGCAAUUUGCCCUCUUGAAAGUACACUUAUAUUCCUUAUUUUUCAUGUACAACCUCAAAUCAGAUAAAACUUUAGGACAGUGUGGAAAAUGCAGAAUUAAAAAAGCCUCAGUGAUUCUUACUGUUACUUUAACUUCUAUUUCAUUGUAGGCAGUAGGAAGCAGAGAGAUUUUUUUUUUUUUUUUGUAGUCAACUUGAUUUCACUUCACAUACAUCCAUCCCUGCAUUUAAUGCCUGCAACACCAA